AUGCUCUCCGGCUCCGACGUCGCAGCGCACAGCUCUCGACAGAGCUUGUGGAUGAUUAUCCACGGCAAGGUGUACGACCUCACCGAGUUCGCCCCGAGCCACCCUGGAGGCGAGCGCAUCCUGCUCAAGUACGCCGGCAAGGACGCGACCGAGGAGUACGACCCGAUCCAUCCGCCUGGAACUAUUGAGGGCGCGCUUUCGCCGGACAAGCACCUGGGCGACGUCGACCUCGCCACGCUCUCGGACGAGCAGAAACCUGUCGAGCAGCCCGUCGUCAAAGCCCCGACGGGCGAGGCGCCCGUCACCCUCGGCGCGUGCCUCAACCUGGACGACAUCGAGCGCGCAGCAGAGCGACUCCUCAAGCCGAAAGCCUGGGCCUACUACCGCAGCGCAGCAGACGACGAAAAGACGUACGACUGGAACCGCGAGGCGUUCUACUCGGUCCGGUUCCGCCCGCGCGUCAUGCGCGACGUGACCCAGGUCGACCUCACGACGUCGCUCCUCGGGUUCGAGUCGAGCCUGCCAGUGUACGUGUCGCCUGCAGCCAUGGGCCGCCUUGCGCACCCGGACGGCGAGAAGUGCCUCGCGAGGGUGGCGGCGACGCACGGGAUCCCUUACAUCGUGCCCAUCCCUUCCUCGCCUCUAUUCUCUCCUGACGCACGAUCUGACUCGUCGACCCGCUCGCAGCUGUACGUCAACCGCGAUCGGCGCAAGAGCGAGGAGAUCAUGCGCGCCGUCGCGAAUGCUGGAUACAAGGCUAUCUGCGUGACUGUCGAUGCACCGGUGGCGGGCAAGCGCGAGCGCGACGAGCGGGCAAAGCUGGACGAGGAAGCGGUCCCCGUCGCCCACACCGGGCCAGACGCCCCGGAUGCGCCGCAGGACGAGUCGUCGCAGGGUAUCGCUCAAGCUCUCGGCAGCUACGUCGACGCGACCCUGAGCUGGACCGACAUCCCGUGGAUCCGGCAAGCCUCGGGCGGCCUCCCCGUCAUCCUCAAGGGCAUCUCGACGGCCGAGGACGCCGCACUCGCGGCGCAUCACGGCGCGAGCGCCAUCAUCUUGAGCAACCACGGCGGGCGGCAGUGCGAGGGCGCGCCGAGCAGCCUCGAGACGCUUCUCGAGAUCCGCAAGUUCGAGCCGCAGGUGUUUGACCAGCUCGAGGUGUGGGUCGACGGCGGGUACCGUCGCGGGACUGACAUCCUCAAGGCGCUCGCACUCGGUGCUCGGGCGGUGGGCAUUGGACGACCCUUCAUGUACUCGCUCGCGUUCGGCGACGCCGGCGUCAACAAGGUCGCGACCAUCCUUCGCGACGAGCUCGCGCAGAACACGCGCCUCCUGGGCGCCACCAAGCUCGACGAGAUCGUGCCCUCGAUGCUCAACACACGCGAGCUCGAGGCCAACUUGUGGAACGGGCCGUACGAGAGCCCGGUCAGCAAGUCGCUCCUCGCCAAGCUGUAG
Molecule: messenger RNA, 1455 nt
Organism: Rhodotorula graminis WP1
Lineage: Eukaryota; Fungi; Basidiomycota; Microbotryomycetes; Sporidiobolales; Sporidiobolaceae
Exons: 10
Coding region: 1-1455 (484 amino acids)
Molecular function (GO): oxidoreductase activity
Source: RefSeq, a predicted model, not a curated record